Molecule: messenger RNA, 1541 nt
Organism: Xiphophorus maculatus (southern platyfish)
Lineage: Eukaryota; Metazoa; Chordata; Actinopteri; Cyprinodontiformes; Poeciliidae
Exons: 6
Coding region: 29-1081 (350 amino acids)
Source: RefSeq, a predicted model, not a curated record
UCCUCUUCUCUGUGGGCUGCAGGGGCUGAUGGGAGCUUUGGUUCCUCUGCUAGAAACCACGUGGCCCUGGUCUGAUCUCUCAGCUCGUCCUUGUUUGGCCUCAGCUGCAUCAGAGCGCCACUUCUCCCCAGGUUCACCAGAGGAAACUCCACUGCACACAAUGCUUUUCCUCCCAGCUGCUGCUCUGUGCUGGCUGGGUUCAGCGCUUGCUGCCAUGGCAACACACCUGGUUCAGGACCAUUUAACUCUGACCAGGAGAACCGGGCAGAGCGUCUCCUUCAGCUGUGGAGGAACUGAUCAGUGUGGAGGCUAUUCUGUAAUCUGGUACCAGAAGAAAGAAACAGAAACAUUCAGAGCUAUUCUCUAUAUCUUCAGUGGUGGUAGCCCAUCAAAACCUUUCAAUCAUCCUCAGCAAGAUGAUUUCUCAGCUGAGAGAAAUGACAACAUUUGUUUGUUGAAGAUUCAAAAUGUUACAGAUAUUCAUUCAGCCUCCUACUACUGCGGCUGUCCGUCUGGUUCUGCUUCCCACAGUGAGAAAGAAUUUCUCUUUGGAUCCGGAACCAAACUGUUUGUAACUGGUGAUCCGGUAGUGAAGCCCAUGGUGAGCGUGUACCCAGCAGCAUCCAGCGCCCGGCGGGGCAGGAGGGGCUUCCUGCUGUGUCUGGCCUCAGGCAUGUUUCCUCCUGAGGUCAAGUUCACCUGGAAAAGACUGGAGGACGAUGGAGAGAAAGAUCUGACCUCUGGAGAGCAGCUGGAGCUCAGAGAGCCGAACCGCACCGCCUCCAUCUUACUGGUGGAUCGGGAUCUUCUCAGCACAUCUAGAUACCGCUGCUCUGUGCAGCAUGAGGGGGGCCCAGUGGAGGCCCCUACAACACAAGAGCUUCCAGCUGCAGCAGCUUCCUGUCCUCCACAGAAACCAGACCAGGCAGAACUGCAGCAACACGCCUUGUCCUUCCAGUCUCAGUGCCGGGUGAAGCUGCUCUGCCUGCUCUACUCAGUGCUGAUAGUGAAGAGUCUGGUGUACUGCUGUGGCCUCUCUCUGCUGAUGGUCCUCAGGAACAAGGGCCCGGCCCCCAGAUGAAUCUCUGCUGCUGCUGCUGCUUCUCCUGCCAGGCUGCAUGAACUCAGGAUUUUAUUAUUAAUCUCUGAAAAUCAUUUAUUCAACUUUAGCUUCAUUUUAAUUAGUUCUGCAGCUUCUUUGCUUUAAUAAAGUCAGAUAUUCUCAGCCAAUCAGACAUCAGAACGAUCUGCUGUGAAGGAAACUAAAUCAGUUCCAGCAGAUUUAACAUCAUUGACUUAUAUAAAAGUUUAGUUUUUAAAAAAUAUGUUAUUAUUAUUCUAAACAUUUAUGCUGAAACUGACUCAUGAAGAAGAAAUAAUAAGCUUUGAGAAAACAUUUCUAUUCAUGUUUGUUUAAAAUUGUUUCUGUCAAAUUUGUGUUGUAAAGAUUUAAAAACUCUGAUUUUGUCCAAAUGUUUUAUCUACAGUAAUUGAUUAAAUAUGCAUUUUGUUUUUGCUCUGAAUAAAUCCUGCGACGCUGA